AUGAGUGCCAAAGCUGGGGGAGUAAGACAGCAGAGUAACAGAUUCUCAAACCUCCUAGCUAGGAACAACACUACAGGGAACCUUGGGCUUCUGUUUUUACUUGAGUUUUUCAGUCUUAGGUGGCUCUCUAAAUGCAGAUCCUUUUAUUAAGAAACCUCAGGACCCCGUCUCAGGUCCGACCGUGCCCUGGAUGAGUACAAGGAGGGGGAGGUGUGUAUGUGCUGAGCACACAGCCCUGCCUGGGAGAGCUUCAGGCUGUGCUGGAGCAGGCCAGGCGAGCUGCCCUUCCCUGCAGCGUGGUCAGUCCUCGCACAGGAGGGAUGUCCUCUCCCCAAGGUUGCAUUCUCUCUUGGCUGUAGCUGGCCCUCGCCCCAGAGGAGAGAUGGUGAUUUCAUCAGACUCUCUUUCUGGUGGGACUUGUGCAUUGUUAAUUGUGUUGUGGGGUUUUUUUUUUUUUUUUUAAUUGUUAGUGAUUUCAUGCCAGUAUCUUAAGGACACAUUUUUUCUUAAUUAAAAAAAAAAAAAUCAAUUUCCUUUUAUUCUGAGUCUUUUUUUUCUUUUUUUCUAAUGGAAAGCUUUGCUUCCUUAAUGACACCUUUUUAUCUGUUUCUGAGAAAAUUAUGAAGCUGUCAGCUUGGACCACGUCACCUUGUGGGGCCAGGCCUGUCUGAUUCACUGCCAAGCUAACCGGCAAACCUGAGCUGAAGGAGAUACGAUCAGAGUUGAUAGGUGAUUUAGCAUUGCUGCAGACCCAGCUCAGAAGAGAAAGAGCAGCAACAAAAAUAAACGAGAUUAAUAUCUUCAGGAAACCUCUCUGAGUGUCUCUUUCCUCCUGGAAAGGGAUUGGACUCUGCUGUGAUGGGCACUGUGGAAGGUGACGUGGGCUGCCUCGAGCACAUCGCGUCCGUCGGUUUCUAACUAAUUUGGCUGUAGUCUCUUCAUUGUUCUGAUUUCAUGUUCUUCACACUCUGGGUUUAACUCAAGGGUUUAACAAUGGCUGCUCAGUGCCCUUCCCUCCCAGAUGUCUGCUGGUUUCCCACACGCGAGUGUUGAGUGGUGACAAGGAUUAGUGUGCCCAGCCUAGCAUGGCUGCUUGUUGGAGCGGCCCAUGACUGAUGAGCUGGGCAGAGGAACCCCUUGGUUUUGUUUUGUGCCCCAAUGCUCUUUGGUAUUUUGUAUUUAACAAUUGGAUGUUCUAGCCCCGUGUCUCGGCUGAGCUGCAUUUUGACCCUUCCUUGGGCUUUCCCACAGCUUCACUUUUCAGACUUCCAUUCACGUGGCUGCUGCCUCCCACCCAGGACACAUCCCUGCUGAAUAAAGACGUCCUUAUUUUUUCCUCUUCCCUUUGAAGGCCCUGUUCGUUUGCAAGGUAAUGACUUCAUGUGGCAACCCGUUCUUUCCUUACGUUCACCUGCGGGGACACAGCUGGCUCCAAAACCAGCUCUGCGGGAGCAGAGAGCGGCAGAGGGUGCUCUUGUGAGCUGGGUGCCUGCAGAGCCUGCUCACAGCCAAGGCGGGGAGAAGCCCAGCCCGCAGCUGGGUGAAACAACAAGCUCUGCAGGUCAGGAAGCGAGCUGUGGUCUUGUGCUGCAUGGUAUCUGCACAGAGCUGCCUGCCGAGAGCGAGCUGAGGAGGAGUGGGAGAGCUUGGAUGGAGAUGCUCGGAAUGUCCGGGAGCCCCUGACUGGGAGUAAUCCUGUGGUUUGAAAGAGACAAAGUUCUCCAGGUUGACUGGCAAGGAAGCGGGCAUGGCUGGAUUCCUGUUCUUCACGCUCACCGGCUUCUGAGGUUCUGCAAAAGCUGAGCCCCGCAGUGCUCUCGGUAGCUGUUCCCCAUGGCUGUGACCCACAGUGAGGGGCUGCCGGGACCCCCGCCCCUGGUGGCCCUUGCUGCCCUGGCCCUGCUCGGAGGCCUGGUCUACCUGUGCACCCUGUGCACUGUCUGCCAACGCCACAGCAGGAGGAAGAAGGUCCCUCCGGACGGCGUGAAGCUGGUGGAUGAGACCCUGCUCAGACAGACGCAGCUGCGCUCGCUCAGUAAGUCGGACACGAGGCUGCAUGAGCUGUACCGCCUGAAGGCCAGGGACGACAAUCAGCGCCCGGCCAGCCUGGAUUUCGCCCUUUCCUCACUGCCCCCCGAAUCCCUGCACAGCUCCGUCCUCCUGCACCGCCAGCUGCCCCGGAUCCCCGGCCCCGAACCCCCGGCCCCCGACCAGACCUACUCCAACCUGCUCUUUGCCCCACCACCUCGUGCACCCCCGGACACGCUCUACGAGUGCCUGGCAAUGGGGGAGGAUGAUGCACCUACAGCCACUGGGACCCCAGUGUCCCCCCCCCGGGUCGGGAAAGGGGCUGCUGACUAUGCCUGCAUCCGGAAGGUGAAGAAAACGGUGCCAGAGGAGCAGGAGGGGGCUGUGGCAGGGCCCUCUGCAGCCCCACAGUGCUGGGAGGGUGCAGGCAAUGCACCCUGUCUGAAGCUGGAAGACAUGUACUCAACAGUGUGCAAAGCCACCAAGAAGAGGAGCCAUGGCCCUGCAGCAUCCCCCAGGGACGGGGGGUCCGGGCGGCCGCUCCCACCCCACGAGGAGCCCCCCCCAGCUGCCUGCUGGCCCACAGCCCCCCCUGAGCCCUGCUAUGAGGCCAUCAACGACAGAGCCUGGGCUGCACGUGGCCCCGAGCCGGACUACGAGGCUGUGGAUGUUCGCUGGAAGAAGGCGGCGAAACGGGACCGGCCAGGGAAGCCCCCCCUGCAGGACAACCUGUACGAGAGCGUUGGAGAAAUGUGGGGAGGGGAAUCUCGAGGAGGUGGUGGCUGGACCGCUGCCAACGGGCUGCAGGUGUACAUCACCAACCUAUAGCGAUCCCAGCGCCGGGAGGGCAGACGGACAGAUGGACGGACAGACAGAUGGGACGGACGGACGGAUGGAUGGAUGGAUGGAAGUUGGGCGCUGCAGCUCUGCUCCGUGCGGUGGGGACGGGCACGCACCCGUGCCAGCUGGUGGCUGUGUCCCUGUGAGCUCUGUAUAUAUUUCACGUUACUUUUCUUUAA
This is a messenger RNA of Numida meleagris (helmeted guineafowl), 3047 nucleotides long. RefSeq names its product Lck interacting transmembrane adaptor 1 (gene LIME1). Lineage: Eukaryota; Metazoa; Chordata; Aves; Galliformes; Numididae. The transcript is spliced from 6 exons. The coding region runs from base 1834 to 2856 and encodes 340 amino acids. Gene Ontology annotation, biological process: B cell receptor signaling pathway; T cell receptor signaling pathway. The record is from RefSeq and is a predicted model, not a curated record.